This is a messenger RNA of Neogale vison (American mink), 3060 nucleotides long. RefSeq names its product poly(A)-specific ribonuclease (gene PARN). Gene Ontology annotation, biological process: nuclear-transcribed mRNA poly(A) tail shortening. Gene Ontology annotation, molecular function: metal ion binding; poly(A)-specific ribonuclease activity; RNA binding. The record is from RefSeq and is a predicted model, not a curated record. The coding region runs from base 117 to 2033 and encodes 638 amino acids. NCBI's taxonomy places the organism in Eukaryota, Metazoa, Chordata, Mammalia, Carnivora, Mustelidae. Gene Ontology annotation, cellular component: nucleus; cytoplasm. The transcript has 24 exons.
GCCGCCGUGGUCUUCCCCGCGGCUGCCUCCGCUGCUGUUGCGGUCCCUGCGGAACUUUGCGAGUAGAACGGCUGAGGCGGGCCCGGGCGGGGCCGGGGUUCAGGCCACUCUGCAGAAUGGAGAUAAUCAGGAGCAAUUUUAAGAGUAAUCUUCACAAAGUGUACCAGGCCAUAGAGGAGGCCGACUUCUUCGCCAUCGAUGGGGAGUUUUCAGGGAUCAGCGAUGGACCUUCAGUAACUGCAUUGACAAAUGGUUUUGACACUCCGGAAGAAAGGUAUCAGAAGCUUAAAAAGCAUUCCAUGGACUUUUUGCUGUUUCAGUUUGGCCUUUGCACGUUUAAGUAUGACCACACAGAUUCAAAGUAUAUAACAAAGUCAUUCAACUUCUACGUGUUCCCAAAACCCUUCAAUAGAUCCUCGCCAGAUGUCAAGUUUGUUUGUCAGAGUUCAAGCAUUGACUUUCUAGCAAGCCAAGGAUUUGAUUUUAAUAAAGUUUUCCGCAAUGGAAUUCCGUAUUUAAAUCAGGAAGAAGAAAGGCAGUUAAGAGAGCAGUAUGAUGAAAAACGUCUGCAGUCCAAUGGCGCAGGAGCGCUGUCUUACAUAUCUCCAAACACUUCCAAAUGUCCUAUGACAAUUCCUGAGGACCAGAAAAAGUUCAUCGACCAAGUGAUAGAGAAAAUAGAAGAUUUACUACAAAGUGAAGAAAACAAGAACUUGGAUUUAGAGCCAUGUACUGGGUUCCAAAGAAAACUGAUUUAUCAGACUUUGAGCUGGAAGUAUCCCAAAGGCAUCCACGUUGACACUUUAGAAACUGAAAAGAAAGAGCGCUACAUUGUCAUCAGCAAAGUAGAUGAAGAGGAGCGUAAGAGGAGGGAGCAGCAGAAACUCGCUAAGGAACAGGAAGAACUGAAUGAUGCUGUGGGGUUUUCUAGAGUCAUCCACGCCAUUGCCAAUUCGGGAAAGCUCGUUAUUGGACACAACAUGCUCUUGGAUGUCAUGCACACAGUUCAUCAGUUCUACUGCCCUCUGCCUGUGGACCUAAAUGAAUUUAAGGAGAUGACAACGUGUGUUUUCCCUAGACUCUUGGAUACAAAAUUGAUGGCCAGCACACAACCUUUUAAGGAUAUCAUUAACAACACAUCUCUCGCAGAAUUGGAAAAGCGGUUAAAAGAGACGCCUUUCAACCCUCCUAAAGUUGAAAGUGCGGAAGGUUUUCCAAGUUACGACACAGCUACGGAGCAGCUCCACGAGGCCGGCUAUGAUGCUUAUAUCACAGGGCUGUGCUUCAUCUCCAUGGCGAACUACUUAGGUUCUUUUCUUAGCCCUCCAAAAAUUCAUGUGUCUGCCAGAUCAAAACUCAUUGAACCUUUUUUUAACAAGUUAUUUCUUAUGAGAGUCAUGGAUAUCCCCUAUCUAAACUUGGAAGGCCCAGACUUGCAACCGAAACGGGAUCACGUUCUCCAUGUGACCUUCCCCAAAGAGUGGAAAACCAGCGACCUUUACCAACUUUUCAGUGCCUUUGGUAACAUUCAGAUAUCCUGGAUCGAUGACACAUCAGCCUUUGUUUCUCUCAGCCAGCCCGAACAAGUACAGAUUGCUGUCAAUACCAGCAAAUAUGCAGAAAGCUAUCGGAUCCAGACCUAUGCCGAAUAUGUAGGAAAAAAACACGAGGAGAAGCAGAUCAAGAGGAAGUGGACAGAAGAUACCUGGCAGGAGGUUGAGAGAAAACGAUUAAAGACUCAGUCCAUGUCCUACGCUCUGCAGAAUCAUUACUAUCACACCAACAGUCUUACAGCCACCGGCGCGGUAGAAAAGAGAAGUCUGAGUCCCAGCCCAGCAGAAGCUGACUUGGAGGCCAGAGUAUCGGGGGAGAUUUCUGACGCCGAGCUCGAGCAGACAGAGUCCUGUGCAGAACCCGUCUCCGAGGGAAGGAAAAAGGCCAAGAAAUUAAAAAGAAUGAAGAAGGACCUUUCACCAGCAGGAGGCAUCCCCGACAGCCCGGCCAAGCUCUUCGAAGUGCCCGACACGUGGUAACCGAGGCCGGAGGGAAACACACCGCUGGGGCCGUGGCUGAGGCGAAACCAGCCAGCACAUUCGGAAGCCAUACUGUAUUUAAUUUAAUAAAACGUGGUAUGGGAGGGCUUGGAAACCAAGUAUGCGUCCUGGAAAAAAAACAAACAAACCAACCCAGUUUUUAUUUUCGUGGCCGUGUCUCUUCUCUUCCCUUUUAAUGUAAAGUGUCUGCUGCCGCUCAGCGCCAUGGUAGGCUGUCAGGAAUGUGCACAUUCACCCGUCCAUCCUUUGUCGCUUGCGUGAAGCCCUUCCCCCCGUGAACGUUCGCGUGUUUCAGAAUCCACCGGGCAGGAAACGCCGGCCGUGAACCAGGCACAACGCCAACAUGCUCGGGCGCUGUGGUCAUGGGUUUGGGGUUGAAGUCCUCCCCGCUCCACGGGGCUCUCUUUGGACGCAGCGGCCUCCCUGGCCGGCGGCUCAUCUCGUCUCCCGAUGGAUGGAGAGCCCACUCGCGUCUGCCUGCUUCCCCCUGCAUCUGCCGGAAAACACGGAGCGCUCAAGCCACUGUUUCCAGAAGGAAACAGUCUCCCGCUGUCCACCUGUAGGGGAGCGUCACCUCUGCCUUGGCCUUCGGGCCGUAUUUAUUUAGAGUCCUUUGCCCCAAGAUGUGAGUUUCUCAUGGCAGACUGUAUGAAUACGAAAAGUUAUCUUCUGUUUUUACGUGUAGUGCGGCGCUCCCUCCCCCGCAUCUCAGCCUGCUCGUCCUCUGUGUGUGUCUGUGUCUGUGUGUGUCUGGGUCUGUGUGUGUGUGUCUGGGGAUGAAGUGGCACAUAUGCGUGUGUGUGAGUGUGCUUGAAACCACAGAAGAUGCAUACCAGCCCUUCCUCUAUUGACAUCGAUCCCAACAGCGACAGAAUUUCACGGAUCUGUUGUCAGUAGGUCUGCUUUAUAGAGAUCAUUGUUAGAUACUGAACAUUUUUUGUAUCAUGGAAAUAAAAAAUGAAAUAUGUAUUUCCAAAAGAUGAAAAUUAAAGGAAUUUUCGUAGGA